AUGGGUCGGCUCGACCGGGGUGAUACCACGGCCUCACAGAAAACCGGCGCAGAGCCCCAUGCUACGAUGCUGGACGACUUGGUGCCCACGCUAGCGACCAACAAGACCACGGUACCAGGCCAAGACCACGCCUUCUACGUCACAUUCUUCGAUGAACAUAACAAUAAAUAUGUCAACCAAAGCCAAAAUGGCACAGAGGCCUACCAGUCCUUUAUCCUCCCGUGGUGGCGCCAAGUGCUAUGGACGGUGCUGUUCGCUGGUAUGGUGGUGGUGGCAACCGUGGGGAACCUCGUCGUCAUCUGGAUAGUACUCGCCAAUAAACGGAUGAGGAGCGUCACCAAUUAUUUCUUAGUGAACCUGUCGGUAGCAGACGCGAUGGUAUCAACCCUGAACGUGACGUUUAACUUCACAUAUAUGCUGAACUCUGAUUGGCCGUUCGGACACUUUUAUUGCAAGUUCUGCCAGUUCAUCGCCGUACUCAGUAUAUCAGCUUCAGUGUUCACUUUACUGGCUAUCAGUAUGGACAGAUAUGUCGCCAUCAUGAGUCCUUUACAACCAAGACUGGGCAAGCGAGCAACUCUGGGCAUCACAGCUGCUAUCUGGGUAUGGAGCUCAAUCCUCAGUGCUCCUAACCUGAUCUACUUCACCACAGAAAUGGACUACUUACCUGAUGGAUCAAUAAGGCGGGUGUGUUUCUCUGAGUGGCCCGACGGUAUGACUACGCAGUCCCAACUCGAAUACUGGUACAACGUGGCGUUCAUGGUGCUCACUUACUUCUUGCCCAUCAUGUCGAUGACGUACACAUACUCCAGGGUAGGCAUCGAGCUAUGGGGAUCCCAGUCUAUCGGGGAAUGCACGCAAAGGCAACUGGACAACGUCAAAAGUAAACGGAGGGUAGUGAAAAUGAUGAUAGUAGUGGUGGUGAUAUUCGCUGUCUGCUGGCUGCCGUUCCACGUGUACUUUCUGGUGACAUCAUACUACCCAGACGUGGUCAACUAUCCUCAUAUCCAAGAAAUUUACCUGGGCAUCUACUGGCUCGCCAUGAGUAACUCCAUGUACAAUCCCAUCAUUUACUGCUGGAUGAAUUCCAAGUUUAGAAGAGGAUUCAAGCAAUUCUUCUGGUGCUGUGGUGCAUUUGGUGGUGUUGGGUUAGACCGGCGCAGGGGAUUCGGAACAGAGCGCCUCGACAGAUCGGUGCGAUCCCUAUCACCUAGCAGGAAGAAUGGUACCAGUAUGCUGAAGAUGCCAGUUAACUCUGUGACUGAAACGAAAAAAGGAGUCGACAAAUCUAGAUUUUCCCUGUCAUUAAAUAGAAAUAAUGCUACAUAUUUGAGCAACGAAAAUAAGAAACUGACAGAGAACUCGAAGGAGAACAGUGACCCUUUAAAGCAGACUUUAAAUAAUAAAGAGAAUAAACCUUUAAAAAGGCCUUUUAAAAGCGUAUACUCAAAUACUUUAUCUGCUGCAAAGAGAUUGAAGCCUCUUUCGGAGUCAGUAAAGCUAUCAGCAAAAUCAUCUGACAUAGAGUUGAUACUCUCAGAGUCUCCCUCUGCCAGCACUGCCAUGUUGAAUGGCCACACAUCAGACAAUCAGUAUGCAGGGAGCACACAACGCAAGACUCCCAUUGCCACCUUGUCUAAUUUGGGGAACACCUGCUUCCUCAACAGUGUGCUCUAUACAUUACGAUAUGCACCACGUUUCCUUCACAACCUGCACCACCUUGUGUCGGACCUAGCAAGUGUAGAACAGAAGUUGGGCAGUAUCCGACUGAAGAGCUCCUCUCUUGGCCGUAGUGCAGCUGGGUUGGCAUCCUCUGGGACCAGAUCUUGGAGCAGUAAGGACCUACUGUCUCUGGGACAAUCUGAUAACAAUGCUGGAAAAAGUAAAAUUCAGAUUGCCACAGAGAAACUACACGAGACAUAUUUCAAUCUUCGUGCUGCGGAGAGUAAAUGCCUCAACAGCAGCUCUGCAGAUGCUAGUCCGGAACCCUAUGCAGCAGAUGCCUUCCUAGCUGCACUUCGAGAUGUCAACUCAACUUUUGAAGGCAACAGACAACAAGAUGCGCACGAGCUACUAGUGUGCAUAUUGGACAACAUACGAGAAACAUGCAGAGCGCUCAGCGCGCGUGCCAGCCGGCUGCAAAUACAUGAGAACGGGGACAGCAAUGGAAUAGGUCGUCAACCAAGUUUAGAAGGGGACAGUGGGAAACCGACGCUGGGUAACUUGCGCAAGUCGUGGAAGAAACGCAAAGAAGUGAAAGCCAGUGACAAAAGGGCGUCACCCACUGACGAUCGUCCACCUUCACCUGCUGACCCAGAGAAAGACGAGAGAUCUCGACCUGGGUGGGAUUUCGUCGCAGAUGAUUUUGAAGGCACAAUGGUAGUACGCACAAUGUGUUUAGAAUGCGAAGCUGUGACGGAAAAAGCGCAGGCAGUGUGCGAAUUGUGCGUGCCUGUCACUGAAGACGAGACUGAUGACGAACCCUUCCGUGCCGCCUGCCUCUCCACUGAGUACCUGCGCGAUCAGAAUAAGUACUGGUGCGAGCGUUGCCUGCGCUACAACGAGGCGCGGCGCAGCGUGGCGUACUCCCGCCUGCCGCGCCUGCUAGUGCUGCAACUCAAACGAUUCAGCGGCGGCAUGGAGAAGAUCACUCGCCACGCACCCACACCUCUACUUAUGCCCUGCUUCUGUGAACCUUGUGCUAAAAGGCCACCAGAACAACCACCAACACACAGGUACAUUCUCUGGGGUGUGAUCAUGCAUUUGGGCCAGACACUGACGGGCGGACACUACGUGGCGUACGCGCGGGAUGGCGCGGCGCUGGGCACGAGCGCGGCGACGUGCGGGCGCGAGGCGGGCGGCGGGGACGCGGCGGCGGCGGCGGGCGGCGGCUUCAUGCGCGCGCUGUUCAGCCGCCCGCGCGCGCCCGCCGCAUGCACGGCGCGCGACUGCUGCGUGCCGCGGCCCCGCGCCGCGCCCGCCGCCGCCUGGCUGGCCUGCGACGACGACUUGGUCAAGCCUAUCUCCAACGAAGAGUUCGAGGACCUGUUGUCGGCCGAGCCGGAGAUGCGGUCGGCCGCCACGCCAUACCUGCUGUUCUACGUCAAGAGCGAAGUCGGCUAG
This is a messenger RNA of Spodoptera exigua (beet armyworm), 3123 nucleotides long. Lineage: Eukaryota; Metazoa; Arthropoda; Insecta; Lepidoptera; Noctuidae. The record is from the annotation of a GenBank genome assembly.